Messenger RNA from [Torrubiella] hemipterigena, 1301 nucleotides. NCBI's taxonomy places the organism in Eukaryota, Fungi, Ascomycota, Sordariomycetes, Hypocreales, Clavicipitaceae. The record is from the annotation of a GenBank genome assembly.
GCCGCCCUCUUCGUGAAAACACCAAAAAUCUCUAUUCCUUGAUUGUUAAUAAAAAAAGACACGCUACGAAAUCAUGGGGAAAAUAGCAUCGCUUGAGUAUUUCCGUGUGCCUCCCAGAUGGCUCUUUGUCAAAAUCACAGAUGACGCAGGCAAUGUCGGCUGGGGCGAAGCAUCUCUUGAAGGACAUACGCAAUCAGUCGAGGGCUGCUUAGACGCCUGGCGAGACCAGUACGUAGGAUUAGAAGCAAACGACAUCGAACACAUCUGGCAACUCUCAUGGCGUAAGACCUUCUACAGAGGCGGGCCCGUCUUCAUGAGCGCCUUAUCCGGCAUCGACAUUGCACUGUGGGAUCUAAAAGCGCGGAGACUAGGCGUUCCCAUCUACGAACUAUUGGGGGGCAAAGUUCGAUCGAAACUCAAAGUAUACGCUUGGAUUGGGGGCGACCGCCCAUCGGACGUCGAGUCUGCCGCGCUUUCGCGCAAGGCACAAGGCUUCACUGCCGUUAAAAUGAACGGUACCGAAGACCUUGGGUGGCUCGACUCUCCCAAUGCCCUCGACAGCUGCGUAGAGAGAGUAAAGACAGUUCGCGGCCUUGGGCUCGAUGUCGGCGUUGAUUUUCACGGCCGUGCUCAUCGGCCCAUGGCUAAGCAGCUCGCUGCUGCUCUGGCGCCUCACCGUCCCAUGUUCAUCGAGGAGCCUCUCCUAUCGGAGCAUCUGGAGGCGAUAAAGUCUCUUUCUCAGCUGACCACGAUCCCUAUUGCCUUGGGAGAGCGUCUGCAUUCAAGAUGGGAUGUGAAACCUUUUCUGGAGGCGUCUUGCAUCGACAUCCUACAGCCUGAUACGUGCCAUGUAGGAGGUAUAUCAGAGCUAAGAAGGGUUGCGGCCAUGGCCGAGGCAUACGAUGUCCCGAUCGCUCCGCACUGCCCGCUGGGACCUAUUGCGCUGGCGGCUUGUUUCCAGGUGGAUGCUGCAACGCCCAACUUUACCAUUCAGGAAAUGAGUUUGGGGAUUCAUUAUAAUGUCGGUGGCUAUGAUCUGCUAAGCUACAUCAAGAAUCCAGAAAUAUGGGACAUCAAAGACGGCUAUGUGGAGUUGAUGACGGGGCCGGGACUGGGCAUUGAAAUCGACGAGGAACGUGUCAGAGAGGCUAGUCGCAACGCUCAGGCAUGGGUGUCCCCUGGGUUUACAGGUCCUGGUGGUGAAUUGAGAGAAUGGUAGUUGGUUGGUCUUGGUGUUUGCCAUGUUGUGGCAACAUGCAUAGAUCACGUAGUACAUACAUCACAGACAAGAAACAUCGCGU